AUGUCGGGACUCGAGAAGUCCCUAUUUCAGCUCAAGUUUACCGCCAAGUCGCUCCAGCGACAAGCGAAAAAGGCGACCAAGGACGAGACAGCCGAGAAGGCCAAGCUGAAAAAGGCGCUCGCGCAGGGAAACACAGAAGGCGCACGCAUCUAUGCCUCGAAUGCCAUCCGCAAAAAGAACGAGUCGCUCAACCUUUUGCGAUUGGGAAGUCGCAUCGACGCCGUUGCUAGCAGAGUAGAGACCGCCGUGACCAUGCGGCAAGUGUCCGGCAGUAUGGCGUCAGUGGUCAAAGGCAUGGAUAAGGCGAUGGAAAGCAUGAACCUCGAGCGCAUAUCCAUGGUCAUGGACAAGUUCGAGACGCAGUUCGAGGACAUGGACGUGCAGACGUCGUACAUGGAGGGCACCAUUGGCGCCACCACCGCACAAAGCAUGCCGCAAGACCAGGUCGACCUGCUCAUGCAACAGGUAGCAGACCAGAACGGCAUCGAGAUCAACCACAAGCUUGGCGAAGGUGGUCUGCUUGAAGGCAAGGUCGCCGAUCUGGCACCCAAGGUUCCGGACGGCAAGGUCAAGGAGAAGGAAGACGAUGCGCUUGCCGAGCGUCUGCGCGCGCUCCGACCUGCCACCUAA
Molecule: messenger RNA, 630 nt
Organism: Sporisorium graminicola
Lineage: Eukaryota; Fungi; Basidiomycota; Ustilaginomycetes; Ustilaginales; Ustilaginaceae
Exons: 1
Coding region: 1-630 (209 amino acids)
Biological process (GO): protein transport; endosome transport via multivesicular body sorting pathway; late endosome to vacuole transport
Cellular component (GO): multivesicular body; ESCRT III complex
Source: RefSeq, a predicted model, not a curated record